Messenger RNA from Rattus rattus (black rat), 517 nucleotides. RefSeq names its product urotensin 2 (gene Uts2). Gene Ontology annotation, biological process: regulation of blood pressure; blood vessel diameter maintenance. Gene Ontology annotation, molecular function: hormone activity. The record is from RefSeq and is a predicted model, not a curated record. The coding region runs from base 20 to 391 and encodes 123 amino acids. The transcript has 4 exons. Gene Ontology annotation, cellular component: extracellular region. NCBI's taxonomy places the organism in Eukaryota, Metazoa, Chordata, Mammalia, Rodentia, Muridae.
CAGACUUCUUCCCGUCGUCAUGGACAGGGUGCCCUUCUGCUGCCUGCUCUUCGUAGGACUCCUGAAUCCACUCCUGUCUUUUCCUGUCACGGACACUGGUGAAAGGUCUCUUCAGCUUCCAGUGCUUGAGGAAGAUGCUCUUCGGGCUCUGGAGGAGCUGGAGAGGACUGCCCUCCUGCAGACGCUGCGCCAGACCGUGGGCACAGAAGCAGAGGGAAGCCUUGGGGAAGCAGAUCCCAGUGCCGAGACUCCCACUCCAAGGGGAAGCUUGAGGAAGGCUCUCACUGGGCAAGAUUCUAACACCGUACUGAGCCGUCUUUUGGCGAGAACCAGGAAACAACGUAAGCAACACGGGACUGCCCCAGAAUGCUUCUGGAAGUACUGCAUUUGAGGAGAGACGUCUCCUCAGAACCAUCACUUCAGGAAACUAAAAGAGCAGAUGCUUGAAGAAAAAUUGUGCCAACGACGCCCUGUUCUCCACUAUGAAAAAUAAACCCUCUAUGUUUCUCAAGUAUCA